GCUUGUCUCCACCUUAGUACCUCGAGAUGCCCGCGGGACUCUGGGCACAUACCAUAUAAACCCAGCCAUGGUCUCCUCUCCAUCACAGCUCUACAACGAAGAGAUCCUUGACCUGUUUGACAGCACCCGUGACCCCGAUGCCCGCCACCGCAGGUCCAACAUCAAGAUCCACGAGGAUGCCAAUGGCGGCAUCUACACCACAGGGGUCACUUCUCGCCUCAUCAACUCCCAGGAGGAGCUGAUCCAGUGCCUGAAGCAGGGCGCCCUGUCACGCACCACGGCCAGCACCCAGAUGAACGUUCAGAGCUCCCGGUCCCACGCCAUCUUCACCAUCCACCUGUGCCAGAUGCGCGUGUGUGCCCAGCCUGACCUGGUGAGGUGCUCUUGGGGGCCCAGGUGCUACUCGCUCUAGGGAUGUCUCGGGGCAGGACGAACAAACAUGGGUGUAGGCCAGAACUCCAGAGGCGGGGCUCACCCCUAUCACUCAGUUUUUAUUUCUCUUUAGCCUCCUCACCCCAUCUACGCAAUGCAGUGAGAUGGAGUAACGUUAGUGUGUCCAAAUAGUGUCUGCCCUCAGGUGCUGAGAACACACGAGGGUUGCCGCUGUGUAGCCUGCCCUCACUCUUGUGGAUGGUGGUGCUGUGCGGGUGGAAGGCUAAGAGCAGAGGAACACGAGGUAGCAUUUGAGCGAACCGGAUGUCACUUUCUGCUGCAGGUGAAUGAGACGGUGACUGGGCUUCCGGACGGAACGGCCCCCACGGGCACUGAGUAUGAGACGCUCACUGCUAAGUUUCACUUUGUGGACUUGGCGGGCUCAGAGCGGCUGAAGCGGACAGGGGCCACCGGCGAACGGGCCAAAGAGGGCAUCUCCAUCA
Molecule: messenger RNA, 875 nt
Organism: Rattus rattus (black rat)
Lineage: Eukaryota; Metazoa; Chordata; Mammalia; Rodentia; Muridae
Product: kinesin-like protein KIF21B
Exons: 2
Coding region: 68-412 (114 amino acids)
Biological process (GO): microtubule-based movement; mitotic spindle organization
Molecular function (GO): ATP binding; microtubule motor activity; microtubule binding
Source: RefSeq, a predicted model, not a curated record